This is a messenger RNA of Mesoplodon densirostris (Blainville's beaked whale), 2709 nucleotides long. It is a transcript of the gene ITIH4, whose product is annotated as inter-alpha-trypsin inhibitor heavy chain 4. The coding region runs from base 1 to 2709 and encodes 902 amino acids. Gene Ontology annotation, biological process: hyaluronan metabolic process. The transcript is spliced from 22 exons. Lineage: Eukaryota; Metazoa; Chordata; Mammalia; Artiodactyla; Ziphiidae. The record is from RefSeq and is a predicted model, not a curated record. Gene Ontology annotation, molecular function: serine-type endopeptidase inhibitor activity.
AUGAAGACCCCAGCCCCUGGCCGCGCCUGCGGCAUCGUGCUGGUCCUGCUCUCGCUGGCCACCCUCCAGACCCUCAGGGCCCAAAAGAAUGACAUCGACAUCUACAGCCUCACUGUAGACUCCAAGGUCUCAUCCCGAUUUGCCCACACAGUCGUCACCAGCCGGGUGGUCAACAAGGCCAGUACUUUGCAGGAGAUCACCUUCCAGAUGGAGCUGCCCAAGAAAGCCUUCAUCACCAACUUCUCCAUGAUCAUUGAUGGUGUGACCUAUCCCGGUAACAUCAAGGAGAAGGCUGCAGCCCAGGAGCAAUACAGCGCGGCUGUGGCGAGGGGAGAGAGCGCCGGCCUCGUCAAGGCCACUGGGAGAAAGACAGAGCAGUUCCAGGUGUCAGUCAGUGUGGCGCCCGCUGCCAAGGUCACCUUCGAGCUGGUGUAUGAGGAGCUCCUGGUGCGGCAUCUGGGAGCAUACGAGCUGCUGCUGAAAGUCCAGCCCCAGCAGCCGGUCAAGCACCUGCAGAUGGACAUUUACAUCUUCGAGCCUCAGGGCAUCAGCUUUCUGGAGACAGAGAGCACCUUCAUGACCAAUGAACUGGCAGAGGCCCUCACCACCUCACAGAACAAGACCAAGGCUCAUGUCCGAUUCAAGCCGAUGCUGUCCCAGCAGCAGAAGUCUCCAGAGCAGCAGCAGGACACAGUCCUGGAUGGCAACUUCAUCGUCCGCUAUGAUGUGGACCGGACUGUCUCCGGGGGUUCCAUUCAGAUCGAGAAUGGCUACUUUGUGCACUACUUUGCCCCUGAGCACCUGGCCACAAUACCCAAGAACGUGAUCUUUGUCAUUGACAAGAGCGGCUCCAUGAGCGGCAGGAAAAUCCAGCAGACCCGGGAAGCCCUCAUCAAGAUCCUGGGUGACCUUGGUCCCCGUGACCAGUUCAACCUCAUCAGCUUCAGUGGGGAAGCAACCCCGUGGAAGCCACAGCUAGUGCCAGCCUCGGCUGAGAACGUGAAUGAGGCCAAGAGCUACGCCACUGGCAUCCAGGCCCAGGGAGGGACCAAUAUAAACGAUGCGAUACUGAUGGCCGUGCAGCUGCUAGAGAGAGCCAACCAGGAGGAGCUGCUGCCCGCAGGAAGCGUCACCCUCAUCAUCCUCCUCACCGACGGCGACCCCACUGCGGGGGAAACCAACCCCUCAAGGAUCCAGAAGAACGUUCAGGAAGCCAUAGAUGGCCAGCACAGCCUCUUCUGCCUGGGCUUCGGCUUCGACGUCAGCUACGCCUUCCUGGAGAAGCUGGCACUGGACAACGGUGGCCUGGCCCGGCGCAUCUAUGAGGACUCGGACUCCGCACUGCAGCUCCAGGACUUCUACCAAGAGGUGGCCAACCCACUGAUGACAUCGGUGGCCUUCGAGUACCCAAGCAACGCCGUGGAGGCGGUCACACAGGAUGCCUUCCGGCUGUUCUUCAAGGGCUCCGAGUUGGUGGUGGCCGGGAAGCUCCGGGACCAGAGCCCUGAUGUGCUCUCAGCCAAAGUCAGGGGGCAGCUGCACAUGGAGAACAUCACCUUUGUAACGGAGUCCCGCGUGGCAGAGCAGGAGGAGGCGUUCUGGAGCCCCAGAUACAUCUUCCACAGCUUCAUGGAGAGACUGUGGGCGUACCUGACCAUCCAGCAACUGCUGGAGCAAACAGUCUCCACGCUAGAUGCUGAGAAGCAGGCUCUUGAGGCCCGAGCUCUGAACUUGUCGCUCAGCUACAGUUUUGUCACCCCGCUCACGUCCAUGGUGAUCACCAAACCCGAAGGUCAAGAGCAGUCUCAGGUUGCUGAGAAGCCCGUGGAAAAUGAAGACAGACACAGGCACGUCCACUCAGCUCACACUUUCUUCAGAUAUCAUUCCGUGAGAGACAGAGCGUCCAGAAUAACAGGAAGCAGCAGUGCAGACCCUGUCUUUUCUAAAAGAAGAGGCUGGAGAGGACAAGUGUUCCUGGCUGUUCCUGCACUAAUGCCUGCGUCAGGGCCAUCAGCUACCACAUUUCUUGAUGAAGUGUCUCAUGACAUGGACUUAAGAAUCAAAGGUACCUCCAGAACCACACCUGCUGUCCCAGCCCCCAUCCAGGCUCCUUCCGUCAUCCUGCCACUGCCUGGGCAGAGCGUGGACUGGCUCUGUGUGGACCUCAAGCGCUCUCAGGGACCGACAAACCUGCUCUCAGACCCUGGCCAAGGGAUUGAGGUGACUGGCCACUAUGAGACAGAGAAGGCCCACUUCUCGUGGAUUGAGGUGACCUUCAAGAAACCCGAGCUGCAGGUUCGUGCAUCCCCUGAGCACGUGGUAGUGACUCGGAACCGAAGAAGCUCUGCAUACAAGUGGAAGAAAACCCUGUACUCGGUGAUGCCAGGUCUCAAGAUGACCAUGGACAAGGCGGGGCUUCUGCUGCUCAGCAACCCUGACAGAGUGACCAUCGGCCUGCUGUCCUGGGACGGCCCUGGGAAGGGGCUCCGGCUCCUUCUGCGGGACACUGACCGCUUCUCCAGCCACGUCAGUGGGACCCUUGGCCAGUUUUACCAGGACGUGCUCUGGGAGCCCCUGGCAGCAGCAGAUGACAGCAAGCGAACACUGAAGGUCCAGGGCCAUGACCACUCUGCCACCAGAGAGCUCAAGCUGGAUUACCAAGAGGGGCCCCCGGGAACAGAGAUUUCCUGCUGGUCUGUGGAGCUGUAG